Molecule: messenger RNA, 1209 nt
Organism: Olea europaea var. sylvestris
Lineage: Eukaryota; Viridiplantae; Streptophyta; Magnoliopsida; Lamiales; Oleaceae
Product: adenylyl-sulfate kinase 3
Exons: 7
Coding region: 248-874 (208 amino acids)
Biological process (GO): sulfate assimilation
Molecular function (GO): adenylylsulfate kinase activity; ATP binding
Source: RefSeq, a predicted model, not a curated record
GGUGUGGGGGCUUGGCUUCACCGUCAACGCAGAACCCAAAUCUUGAAAAGUUCGUUGUUGGAAGGGUUAAGAGUGCGUUCCAUUUCCCAGAAUGUUCACAUGUAAUUGCCCCCCCUAACAUCACAAAUUACGUCCACAUUCAACACUCCCAAUACACUACACUUCAUAUUACAGAUUCCCCUUUUCACAACCUUCUUUUCUUUUCUUUUCCUCCCCCCUCCCAGGAAACAGAAUAGUAUUUCUUGUGAUGGCUACCUUGGGAAAUUCAACUAACAUCUUCUGGCACGAAUGUCCUGUCGGGAAGGCGGACAGACAAAAGCUGCUUAAUCAACAGGGAUGUGUCGUAUGGAUCACUGGCCUCAGUGGAUCGGGAAAAAGUACACUUGCAUGCUCACUGGGCAGAGAAUUGCACUCCAGGGGAAAUCUGUCAUAUGUUCUUGAUGGAGACAACCUUAGGCAUGGUCUUAACAAGAAUCUCGGUUUCUCACCAGAAGAUAGGACAGAAAAUAUUCGCAGAGUCGGGGAAGUUGCAAAGCUCUUUGCUGAUGCUGGGUUAAUUUGCAUUGCUAGUCUGAUAUCUCCUUAUCGAAAGGACCGUAAUGCUUGUCGUGCUUUGCUUCCCGAUGCAAAUUUUGUUGAGGUUUUCUUAAACAUGCCUCUAGAAUUGUGCGAAGGAAGAGAUCCGAAAGGUCUUUACAAGCUUGCACGUGCUGGAAAGAUCAAAGGUUUUACUGGAAUAGAUGAUCCUUAUGAACCGCCUUUAAAUUGUGAGAUUGAGAUAAAACAGAAAGAUGGAGUUUGCCCUACGCCUAAUGAGAUGGCGGGGCAAGUUGUAUCAUAUUUGGAGGACAAAGGAUUUCUGCAUGCUCAGUGAUUUACGUUUAAAUUUGAGACCUUUUAAAUUUUUUCCCUGUAAAUUAGAAGAUAACAUGAUCAACAUACUACAGCUAUACCUUUUUACAAGAAAGAUGCAAGAAUAGGGAGUCCGAUCGAGCAUGCCGAUUUCUAUUUUCCAUGGUAAUGGCUCGGGUCGUAGUGCCGAUUCUAUGGUAGAUUGGUGCAAGUGGUAGUGCUCGAUGUAUUUUUGUUCUAUAUUUAUAUUCCCAGUUUAAUACUUGACAGAGGUUGUGGUCACAUAUGUGAAUUCUGUAAGAAGUUUCAGUUUGUGCUCUGGUUAAGUUUAUGUUUAAUCAACUUUGGAAUUCAAUC